AUGAUGGAAGGGCUUGGGGAACAGGGUGCAGCCGGUGAAGAAGGCCCAUUAAUCGGCGCGGUGGCAGCCGAAUCCUCUCCACAGGCCUUGAUGGGGUACUCCUUAGACGAGAGCUUUACUGAGAGCCUGCCUCUGGCAGUUAAGCACCGAGUGUACGCUCUCAGAAAUCUUCAGGCCAAAUCCGCAGGCCUAGAUGCCAAGUACCUGAGGGAAUUUCAUUCCAUCGAGAGGAAAUUUGCUGGCAUCUAUUGGCCCUUAUUGGAAAAGAGACACCAGAUCAUCAAUGCACUCUACAAGCCCAUGAAAGAGGAGUGUGAGGUGAAGUCCAAGGCCGAGGACAAUGAUUAUAAUGAGGUGGAAGAUUAUUCUAAUGCUCAGAUGCAGGGUCUGGAGGAGAAUCCGGAGUAUGAGGACUUGGAGGAAUAUUGCGAGGAAGAUUUCAAGGAUGUAGAGGAGGUGUUUGGGGAGUAUGGAGGAAUUGAGGGACAUAAUGUGGAUGAAGAGAAAGAGGAGCCUACAGGGAUCCCUGAUUUCUGGCUCACAGUUUUAAAGAACGUCGAGGAGAUCUCUCCAUUGAUUCAGAAAUAUGACGAGCCCAUUCUGAAGCUCUUGCGAGACGUGAAAGUCAAGUUUUCAAAACCCGACGAGCCGCUCGCCUUCACUCUGGAAUUUCACUUUGAACCCAACGACUACUUCACAAAUGAGGUGCUGACCAAAACUUAUACGGUCAAGUCUAAGCUCCAUUACUCUGACCCCCACCCGUUUAGGGGAUCUGCGGUGGAGCAUUGCAUAGACUGCAAGAUAGUCUGGAAUGAGGGAAGGAACGUCACUGUGCAAACGGUCCUGAAGAAGCAGAGGCACAGGUUUUGGGGACUGUUGCGCACAGUGACCCAGGAAUUUCCCCGAGAGUCCUUCUUCAACUUCUUCAGUGCUCUCCGGUGGGGUAUGGAUGCCGAUGAAGAUGAGGAAGACGUCUUCAUUGCUCACAGUUUGCGCACGUUUGUCAUCCCUAGAGCUGUGCUGUAUUUCACAGGAAAAGCACUUGAGACCGAGCAAGAGGGGGUGAUCAGGGAAUGUAAUGAGCUGGCUUAUGACAAAGUCACUCAUGAGAACGGGUUGGCUGCUGUUGAGGGUGCUAAAGGCCAAAGCCUGGACCCCCAGGAAGAAGAUAUUGAUAGCUGA
This is a messenger RNA of Lagenorhynchus albirostris (white-beaked dolphin), 1182 nucleotides long. Its product is annotated as nucleosome assembly protein 1-like 2. The record is from RefSeq and is a predicted model, not a curated record. Gene Ontology annotation, molecular function: chromatin binding; histone binding. Gene Ontology annotation, biological process: nucleosome assembly. Gene Ontology annotation, cellular component: nucleus; chromatin. NCBI's taxonomy places the organism in Eukaryota, Metazoa, Chordata, Mammalia, Artiodactyla, Delphinidae.